Messenger RNA from Bufo bufo (common toad), 405 nucleotides. RefSeq lists its product as uncharacterized. NCBI's taxonomy places the organism in Eukaryota, Metazoa, Chordata, Amphibia, Anura, Bufonidae. The coding region runs from base 1 to 405 and encodes 134 amino acids. The record is from RefSeq and is a predicted model, not a curated record. The transcript has a single exon.
AUGAUUGAUGAUUUGAGGAGAGCAGGGUUGACUGCAAACCCCAAGAAAUGUAGCAUUGGCCUAGAAGAAGUCAAGUACUUGGGUUACAUUAUUGGGAGAGGUGUAGUCAAGCCCCAAGUUGACAAGAUUGAAGCUAUACACUACUGGCCCCGGCCUGUAAAUAAAAAGCAAGUGAAGGCAUUUCUGGGGAUUACUGGCUAUUAUAGGUGGUUCAUAUCCAAUUUUGCAGCUAUAGCAGUUCCCUUAACCGAUCUCACCAAGGGAAGCGGGUCGUUGAUGGUAAAAUGGAAUUAUGAGGCAGAGGAAGCGUUUCAGACUCUAAAACAGGCUCUUUGUUCCCAACCAGUAUUGAUGACCUCUGACUUAAGAAAUGAGUUUGUGGUACAGACAGAUGCUUCCAGCUGA